This is a messenger RNA of Penicillium olsonii, 891 nucleotides long. The record is from the annotation of a GenBank genome assembly. Lineage: Eukaryota; Fungi; Ascomycota; Eurotiomycetes; Eurotiales; Aspergillaceae.
AUGUCGCGAAGGUAUCGAUCACGACCAACGGGUGGCGAUGGCGGUGUUAAGACGCCCUUACAACCCAAAUCAGCGAACUCCCAGAACUCAAUCGAUCGACUCGUGAGGCCAUUCAAAUGUCCCGGCUCUGCGACACCAACGCGGGCAUCUGAGAAGCCUUCGAGGAAGAAGCGGAAGGUCAAUUACGCCAAUGCUGAUGGAAGCGUCGAGGAUGGCGAGAAGCCGUAUACCAACGAUGACAGACUCGCUCUGGCAACCAGAGAGGUCAACAAGUUUCCGGUUUUCAAGCCGAGAGACAAGGAUACGGCAUUUAGGUCUCGAUUUCAGGUCCCAUUGCUGAACAAAGACACGGAUGACUACAAUUCUGGACGGGCCGCUCCAACAUUGGGUAUGCGACGGGGCGCAACAUUUGUCGUUAAACCGCUCCAUGACCCGAGUGGAGAGUUUGCCAUCGUGCUAUAUGACCCGACUGUGGAUGAUGUCGCUCAAGAACCUGCGCCUAAAAGCCUGGAGGCGCCCGAGGAAGAAGCACCGAAAAUUGAUGAACCAAUCGUGCAUAAAAGUUUGGCCGACAUUCUAGGUCUCAAAAAGGACGUUGAAGAACGACCAAAGGUGCCGGUUGUGAUUGAUCCUAGGCUGAGCAAAGUUCUUCGGCCACAUCAGGUUGAGGGUGUGAGGUUUCUUUAUCGCUGUGUGACCGGUUUGGUAGAUAAGAAUGCCAAUGGGUGUAUCAUGGCAGAUGGUAUGGGUCUGGGCAAAACACUGCAAUGUAUUGCUUUGAUGUGGACUCUCCUAAAGCAAUCCUCGGAGGCUGGGAAAACCACAAUCCAGAAAUGCGUUAUUGCAUGUCCGUCGAGUUUGGUCGGCAAUUGGGCAAACGAAUUGGGUUAG